Paramuricea clavata is the source of this 12565-nucleotide messenger RNA. The record is from the annotation of a GenBank genome assembly. NCBI's taxonomy places the organism in Eukaryota, Metazoa, Cnidaria, Anthozoa, Malacalcyonacea, Plexauridae.
UUUGAAUACAGAUGGCUGGUUACGUAGGUUAACCUAAGUAUACAGAACGAUUUUUGUGGGCUUAUAAAGACUAAAGUAUACACAAAACAGUGGUCGAAGGCGGUACUUAUAUUAUUAUCAUGCUAUCAUAUUAUUGGGCAGGUGAAUCUUAAGAAUUUUAACCGAACAUAAAGGAUUCCACAAACGAGGAAAUUUGUAUAAAACAAGGAACUUGAGACACACGUGUCUUGCUGACAGUUGGCGCCAAUCUUUUCAUCUUGUGUCAUAAAGUUUCAUUUUAUUUCAAUAUCUAAUCGUGGUGCAAGUUUAUCGACGCUUUGAUCUGGUUGUAGUGAGUAACAGCAAUAAAGUUCAGAUGUGUGGUUGAUUUGAGUCAGUAUUGUACAGCCGCUUUGUCAAGAAGAUCGAAUUCAGAUAUAUGUUUACCACAAAGAAGAGAAUUCAAUUUUAGUAUAUCAAGGAGCUAAUUGUUGAGUGAUUCUAAUUAUAGAUACAUUGUAAAGAGGAGUUCAAUAUCAAGUCUCGAAACGCUUGCCAAGUGAUUCUUAGAGCAUAUCCUGCGAAUUAAGGAGGGAAUUCAAUUUAAUCUAUCGAAAAACUUUUUAAGAGUGAAGGCAGUGUGUCUUGAGGUUUCGCAGGAUUUCAUUCCAAGAUGUCAUUUGAGGUUAUUCAAUGCGAAGACGAGAAGGAAUCAUGCCCUAAAUUGCCCAAAAGGAGCAGGAAACUACAUCGUUGUUUAGAAAUGUGUAUAAACUUGAAGGACAGAAAGAUUUUGGUAGCAGCCCAUGGAGUGUUCGUGUUCUCUCUUGGUGUUGUUUUAAUUGUUGGACAUUAUGCAAUCAACGCGACCACCACGUCAACAGUACAUACAGAGUCAUCCAUACCAAAUGCAGUUAAUUCAGUUCUGGUAAGUCAAUAUGUACUUAGUUAUCAUGUUAAAAGCUCUCUUGAGAUUUGGCAGUCUCGAAUUUUUACACAGGGAACAUAAGUUAACAAAAUAAAAGUUUGAUGAGUGUUUUAACUACAGAAUGAAUGAUAGUCAUGUUGGGAAAGCAUUAACUUAGGUAACCAAGGUCGUGUGACCUUCAUGUACUAUCAUCUUUGUUUGAUUCGAGCUUAUUUCUUUAUAUUUUCUGUAGUAGUCUUGUAUUUGAAGGCACUAAAUGGAAUUUAAGACCCCCUCUGCCCUGAAAUGUUCCAUAAAACCCAGUAUUCAUGCAAUCUUUCUCAACGGCCAGUUUAUAAUAGUUUAUACCUGUAAACCACAAAUAAAUCAUACUUGUAUUCUUUUGUAUUUCGGCUGAUGAGAAAGAUCGUGACUCGAUCUUUACGACCGUUACGACCAUACGGAAACCAGGCUUAAGUCUGAUUUCAAAAUAUUUAGUGAGAAAUCAUUAAGGCCAAGGGCUAGAUGGCGGAUUAUACAUACAUACAUACAAAACUUUAUUUAGACCACGCUAGCCUCAACAGCCGUUGGAAGGCUGGUUUCCAUGAGGGGCGUGAAAUUACCUAUUUACAAAAAGUUAACUAUAUACAGGAAAUACAAAAUAUAACAAAAUAAAUAAAUACAAUUGAUUUUAGCUGCGCGAUUAUACACAAGCAAAUUUCAACUCAUUCUUUGUUUCAAUAUCGACUUGAAAGAGCUUAGAGAUCCAGCAGUUUUUGCCUCAUGGGGAAGAUUAUUCCAAUGCAAGGCACCAUUAUAACUGAAGCACCUCUUGCCGAAUUCUUUUUUCGGCAUAGGUGGUGUUAAAUCAGUAUCCGUAUUUCUAAGAUUGUAAGUAUUAUGUCUUUCAUUAUUAAAAUGAAAUACUUCUUUAAGAUUGGGUGCGGUGUGGCCAUUCAGAACUUUAUAGAUGAAAAUAGAUUUAAGAUAAUUUCGUCUUUCUUCUAGAGGUUUCCAAUUUAGAUUAUUGAGUAACUCAGAUGACCGAAUAUCGUAAGUUGCCCCAGUAAUUACUCUUGCAGCACGAUUUUGGUAUUUUUGCAACUUAUCUAUGAUCGUAUAGUAUAUAGUGACCAGUGUUGAAAUUAGUCAAGCAUGCAUUCACUGUAUUUUACAGAAAUUUAUAGACAUCCCCCGUACGUACGAUCAUGAUAGACUUACCAUGGCUACUAACUUAGUAUUCUUAUUCAGCUUUGAAAUACCAGUGUUCAGGUAAUUCAGCCGUUUUCACAUCUGUGUGAUAGAUAUACGUUUUGUUUGCCUGUUUGUGUUUCUAACGGAAACUUGAAAUCACGCGCCAAAUCUAAGUCACGAGAAGAUCGACUAAUUGGGUUUGACAGCACAAGAAAUUGCGACUUAAUAGUAUCAAUUAAGGCGAAAUUCUUUAAAUAGGGACGUCGGUUUUAAUAGAAAUCAAAUGUUUACAACUAUUUCAAUAGUUGUCUUAUGGCGAUUUUUUAUUAAUAUUGAAAAACCUUCGAGAGUUUGUUUACGAAAUUAUUGCAAACAGUUAUUAUUAAAAUAUUGUGGUUAUAUUAUGCAGCCACAUGUGGUCGCUCUCGGAUACGUCUUUUAUCGUUUGUAUGCUCGAGCUUGUUUUUUUAUCGUUAUGCUUGAGAUUAGAGAGUUUGAGCAAGACAACGAAGUACGAAGACGAAGGCAUACUUGACAAUUUUUGCCGUCUGUACAUUAUCUUGCGCAUACUGAGCUGGACGUCACUGGUGGUUGCACAACGUGUCUUCCCAUGUGUCGCUGUUUAUGAAUACUGACCAUAAUUCUUGUCCUGAUUCAGAAAAAAACAGCGAGACAUGAAACUAUAUCCCGUCUUUGUCCUUGUGCCUUCGUGCAGAACGAAGUUCACAACGAAUUUUGCCAAAAUAUUCGUUGUGAACGAAGGCAGAAGACGAAGACGGGAUAUGGAUUCAUGUCUCGCUGUUUUAUCCUGAUCAGGGUAAGGAUUUGGGUCAGCAUUCACAAACAGCUAGACAUGAAUCUCUAAUCUGUCUUCACUCCUGACCCUAAACUCAGAAUGCGCAAAGUAAUGUGCAAGGCAGGCAAAAAUUGUCAACCACGUCGUCGUCGUUCGACUUCGUUGUCUUGCUCAAACUCUCUAUUGGCGAACCGCUUAAGCAAUAAGGCUUAUUAAUCCAGCACGGAGAUGCAUGUGACAGGAAACAGCUUUAAAUUUUAUAGCACUUCAAAAACUAUAACGGCACCGAUAUUAGAAUUGACGACGGCAAUUAGUAUGACAAUCGCUAAUAUUGUAAAAAAUAAAUUAUUAAUUAAAAUCUCAUAAAACAGUAUUAGAUAGUCCUCGUUCUGUUUACGAAGGGCUUUCGCUCGAAACGUCGAGUUUCUGCUAGUAAGGUAGUAAUAUAACCACCCAGAAAUGACAGGCUAUUACGUCUAAUAUACAACGGCUACACUUCAAAAUGGGAUAACGGUUAUUUCAAAUUGGAUCCUACCAUAAACCCUUGUUUUAACCUCGAUCCUUAAACCGUGAUUAAUUUCAUAUAAUGGAUAAUAGACGGCAGGUUUUCCUUGCAACCAUUUAAUUCAACAAGUUUGCGGUUUUACCGCCGUGGUAGCGUUGCAGUCCUAUAUGCUUAUUAUGCGAUAACACUGAACAAGCGCGCAGCAUAUGGAGAAAAGAUGUUACUGUGCGAGAAUAUAUAUUGUAGAUGUUUUAGUAGGUGACUGAUCGUUUUCAUAGGCUUCUAUAACGACUAUAAGUGGUGUGACGUUUUCCGUUACCACCAUGAUUUAAACGCAUUGACAUUGUUAGGUUCUUCUAACACGUACAGUACAUUAUACCAUUGCAUUUGAGCAACUUAAUUUGUACCCAAUUCCAAACGCACCAUUAUUUUUUUCUUUUGAAAUUAAUAAAAAGCCACUUAACUCUUCUACUCUAAGCCAAUUUGCCGUCUACAACUUCGUAAAGUCUUUGCUUGUAAACAUGUAUCGAAGACGACUUCCGAAACAGGCCCAAUGCAUACUAAAAAUAAUAAUAUCAUGGCCAUUAAUUGGCAUUGCUUGUUGAUAACUUCCUAGAGUUAAGGCAACCUCGUUCCCAGGCUCUUAAGGAUAACGUUACAUCUGACUUUAAACUCAAGAUUUGGGUUGAAUAUUACACAAGUCAUCACUUGAAUUAUAUAUUCACUACAUGUUUUGGGCAAGAAGCUAGUACUGGGAAAAAUUUGCAUGAUUAUUCAAUAAACUCUUGAAUUUAAGCCUUAAUCUUCCGGUACACAUGUGUUCGCAAUAACAGUUAAGAUUGAUAGGUAUGUCAUUUUCUUGAAACAACACGUGUUGUCUGCACCGCCACAAAUCUUCAAACAAACUUAUUAUCAUUUGUCCUAAUCUCACUGGAAUUUUCAUGUUUUCCUACGACUUAAUUUGCCUGUGUUUUUGUAAUAAAUUAUUUAAUUGAGCAUGUUUUACAUUGGCGCCCUGGUAAUUCUCAACAAACAAGAACUUCGUCCACGGACCUCGAGGUUCCGCGUCGCGCUAAUAAAAUAGCGAACUUAAGAUCUACGACGCGGCACGCUCAACGACGAGCUUGCGAAAGAAAGAAAUUUGUCAUGCAAGACAAAAACUGUGAAUAAUUUGUGGUCCCAGGGGUAUUCUCAACGGCUUUAGAGACCUUGCGAUUUUAGGACGGCAACGGAUACCAAUACAAUAGAUCAUUGAAAAGAAUUGAAAAAUUACAAUAUAUGAAUAAUUUAGACUUGUCCUCGCUCUGUUUACAACGCCAAAUCACAGAUUUUCACGUCUUGAUGCAACGGCUGCAUUUCAAGCCGGAACAAGUGCAACUUCAAACUGGAUUCAGGAGAACUCUUCCCAACCACAAAACCCAUGUCUUCAACUUCUAAAACUGUAUUAAAUACGAUUGAUAAUGUACUGACGAAUUAUCUUUACUACCAUUUAUUAGAAGGAGUUUGUUUUGGCCAUCGUUGUCGCGUUGUCGUCCUAAAAUCGUAAGGUCUCUUUUGUUAUGCUCAACACAACGUUAAACUAAGCAUUAUCACGUCUUUGAAGCAACAGGAAAGCUUAUUCUUGACUUAAUCAAUCCCUUGAGAAUUAGAAGACAAUGCCAACAAUGGCAUGGUGGCCAUGUUGGUGCCAAAUUCAAAAGAAGUUAAUGAGAUUCUUUUGUUGAAAGGGGGCCAACAUGGCCGUCUUCCACAUCAUUGCAAGUCAAGAACUGUGACCCAAGAGGUGUUACUUAAAUUCGAAAUUACAACAAACAUUGCUUUAGUCGAACUUAGCAGUUUCUAAUGUUAUUUGAAAAAUCUUCAAACAUUUAUUACAGUAAUGAAAUUGCUUAGCGCUCAUUCUUGAGCUGAAAUUCAGACCGCGUCGUUGAUCUUACGCUCUCUAAUGACAAUAUGACGUAACUUCUUUGAAAGACUUCAAAACAACUUCGCAACAGUUUGUUUAUACACUUGGAUAUAUUUUUUCCAGAAAUUAGUUGACUACGCCGUUAGAGUUUGUUUACAAGUUAACAUAGCACACAACUUUUGUCUAAAACAGCCGCAUACAACAUGCUUAUAAUUAACUUGAGUUGUAUACUGUGUAAAUCAAGCACACAACUCGAGUACCUGUAGAAACUAACUUCACUGAAACUCAGUGCCACAGAGAGGUUGGCGGGGGCCCGGGGCAAAUUUUUUUUAGGGGCCCCCUUUUUUGAAAAAAAAUUUUCCGGAAAAAAUUUUUUCCGGACAACAACCUCCCCCCCCCGUCGCAAAAAAAAUUUUGGUCAGUGUACCAUUUUAGGGGUCAAAAAUUUUUCCGGAUGAUUAAGUUGCACACACUUUCCAGGGACUUUAACUCAUUUUUCUAUUCCUAAUUUUGGUACUUAGCCCAAUAAAACAGAUAUGUUGUCCUUUGCGCGGAAAUAUUUAACACAGAAAAAAGACUGGGGCCCAACAAAAAUUUUUCAGGAGCCCCCAGCACUUCGGGGCCCGGGGCAAUUUGCCCCCCUUGCCCCCCCCUCUCGGCGGCUCUGCUGAAACUGGCUGAAUGUCAACACCAUGUCAGGCUAGCAAUCAGGACGUCAAUACGCAUCGUAUGGGUCUCAAUUGAUUUCCUAGAAAAACAUGCUCGAGAUGGUUUCAAUUAUUUGUUAUUGAAAAUAUUCACAAUGUGCUGGCUAUCUGAAUGCCACUAUGUGAGAUAUGGCAGCAGUCACAACAAACAACUCGGUUUAUCUGAUUUGAACACGUGCCGCGGUUUCUGUUAGGAACACCCAGUAUCAAAUCAGAUUUGACGAUAUCAUGGUAGUAUUCUAAAGUAAGCUGCCUGGUGUCUGACUACCAGAAAAGAUCAAUUUAAUCCAUAUUUAUGCAUAUAUAUCAUCAGUAAUAAUUUUUUUCAAUCAAACAUAGGGACCAUUGUAGCUGGUAUUAUUCUUCGAGUGCGAUGCCAACAAAAUCUUGAUAUUAUUCCCCAAUAAGCUACCUUGGUGGUCUCUAAACAACCUGAAAAGUCAUCUCAAACCUGAGCUCGAGGACGCAGCUAGUGUAGUCUACACUGUAUAGUUGUGUUUCACUAAACUGCCGUACAGUCAUAGGCGUACCGGGCGGGGGGGGCGGUAGCCCCCCCAGUUUUUUGGGCAGUCGGGCAAUAUUCGAUCAACAGUCGGGCAAUUUUGGUUUGCAAUAAAAAAAAAAUGGUACAAAUUCUGUCAAUUUUGUCUAAGAUUAAGUCAAUUUUUUUGCAAAUUUUGUGAUUUUUCGAAAAUUUUUGUUAUGUUCCGGAAAAUAUUGGUUGUCCGGAAAAUUUUUUUGCCCCCAAAAAUGGUACACUGACCGAAAUUGUUUUGGCGACGUGGGCGGGGGGGGGAGGUCGCCAAAAUAAUUAUUCCGGGAAAAAUUUUUUAGUACUAGUCGGGCAGAAUCCUGAAAAGUCGGGCAAUUUUCUUUCCGCCCCCCUAAUUUUUUCCUUCCGGUACGCCCAUGGAAGUACGGCCCGUACUUGGUGUCUAAACUACCUGAAAAUGAUACUUCGAACGUGGAGCGAACCUGUUGUAUGCAGUAUAUAUCUACACUAGGCUGCCAUGGUUGGAAACCCAGCGUAGGUUGUACGUAUUCUUUAGUAAGCUUCCGUGAUGGUGCCGUUAGCUUUUGUCAAAUACUUCAGACACUCAUGCUGCUACGCCAUAACCGCAACAGCACGCUUCGGCCGAGUUGUAUCUAUAUAUACUACAUUUAAAACAUCUAUUCAAACGUAUCUUUUUAUAGGUUAUUCUUAGCGGGCUUCUUUUCACUUUACUUCUUGUCAAGGAACAACGGUAUUUGGUAAGUUUAUUCAGUUUUUUUAUUAGACACUUCAUGGUUCAGUGGCAACUCAAUUUUUUUUUCAAUUGAACUAUAUAAUCUAUAGCGCUUUUUCAUAAAAAUAUAUGAAGAAGCGCUAGAUUAUAUAUAGUUUAGUUGCUUCAAUUCAAUUUAUUUACCACUUCUUUCAGUUAUUUACAUUGAUUAUUGCAAUAAAAUUUAGGUAUAUUUAUAUUUAUGUAUGUCAAAUUGAAAGGAAAGGGAGUGGCGAGAAGACCUCAGGAAGUCAAAGACUUGUAUUAAGAGGCCAUCUCCUUGUUAUGCGGAACAAAGUUUUUUUCAAUUUUUGUUUUGUUUUGUUGUUUAUAAAUGACAUGUUCAUAGCUUAAAUUAAACUCAGCAGUGGUCACACUCAAACGCUAUUACAUAGGUCAGAGGUGUAGCCACAAGGAAGAAUUGGGGGUGGGUCCGGACCCACACACCUCCACCAUUUUUCUUCAGGACAAAUUUUGUUAUUCUUUCAAAACUGAGGAAAAACUGGGGGCAUAACCCCUUAAUGUUUUCAUCUAUGAUAUAAAAUAUACCAAACCUGUGACUAUCUGAUUAUCAUAAAUUAAUGUGUCUAAAAUGCAUGAAAUGGCGUUUGGCAAUGGCACUUGGCAGACCCAAAAUAGAAACAUAUUCCGGGCGACCAUAUGAAUAAAAAUCGAUUGCUUGGAAAAUAGUGGGUUCUCGAGAUCCUGGAACCCAAGGAACAUUUGUCUCAGCAAGAAGAUUGAGGAUCAUUUUCAAUUUUUCACAAAUAUCUUCUCAUUUGUCGUUUGAGAGAUGUACCAUAAAUAAAGAACGAGGUUGCAGUAUAGUCAAGUGUAAUUUGUCAGGGCCGUAGCCACCAAUUUAUAAGUGGUAAAGUUAGAUUCGAGUCCCGAAAUUGAUUACACUAAUGGUGAUAAUACUCGCCCAAAAAAUAUCUUAAUCAUAACCAUUUUGGCCUCCAAGAUAAAACGUUACCUAUAAUACUGGCGCAAAGUCUAACACUUUGGUUGAAACCAGACCAACCGGACCGGUGGCUACGGCCCUGUUUGUUGUUGCAUACAUAAUAUUUACCGAUGGUGAAUUGGCUUACCAAGUUACCAUCUAGCAUAAUGCAUGUAUGGUAAAAUCUUCGAUAUGAAUGUUUUACGCAAUUUAAUUAGUGAGGGAAAUUUGAAAGAGACAAAUUCAGGAUCAGAGGGACAUUAAACACUUUUUUCAGGUCUGUCCGGACUUCGGUCUUUUCCAAGUCCACGCUAUAUUUAUUGUUGCAGUAAUGCAAUAAUAAAUACAUAAAUAAUAAAUGCUCGUUGCCAUGGUAUUUUCCACAAUCCGAAACAAAUAUUAUAUCGCCACAAACAACUUAUGACGUAUUUAAUCUUCCUCUAGAUAAUUAGUACCAUUAUCUUGUCAACUGUAUCCGGCAUACUCUCUGCUAUUGCCGCAGUGCAUUAUGGUAUUACUGUAUCCAAUCGUCUUGCGUCACUCUCCGACUGUACGUACAUUAGUCAUCAACGGCUUUGCACAUGCUUGGUGGUAACAUCAUCGUCAAGAGUGACAUAUAAUUUUGAGAAUACGGUUAGUUGUACUAUUAUCACAAAACAUUUGUGCGAAGUGGCUUAUGGGAUGUGUGGUGUCUACGCUGUCACCUUUGUGUCUUGCUUUGGUGCCUCUGUUUAUGCAAUAUUGCUGGCUCAUAAAGUUGAGAUAAAGAAGGUGAGGGAUUGUUUUUUGAUAAUAUAUUAAUUAAGACAAAUAGCAUUUCAUUCUUGCUAUACACAGUGUCAUGUUUUCUCAGUUUGAGAAAUCAAAUCUUAAAAAUACCGAAGUUUUUGCUGACGAGCCUAGUUUUUGCACAUUUCAAAAAGGCUAAAACUUUCACUGUUCGCUUUAAUAAGCAGUUUGUGAUGAAAAAUUGCGCGCUUAUUCGCAUGCACGUAAUACAUACAAUACAAAUAACACAAGGUAGUGGCAACUAGUUUUCCGAUAAAGAACUUGGUAGAAUUCCGCGCAUUAUAGUUGGUUAUUUUUGUUUAAUUAAAGUAAUUAUUAUCAAACACCGGAAAAUGUUGAAAAUAAUUUGAAACGAUAGAUCAAUGGACUACAGAGAUAAUAAUUAAUUUUGUAGAUAUUUAAGAUUUUCAAAUCUAAAAUAAUGGGUCGAUCAGAUGUUGCGUUCGGAGUGAAUCUUCGAAAUCACAAUCAGACAAUGGGACAUAUUGCAGAUAUUGAACAGGGCUCAUUGACAGACGUGCGACUGAACACGCACUAAGCAUUGUGCCGUGCAUUACUGUAAAAAAAGCACAUGUGGAUUUUUGGGGGUUUAAAAUUUCUGCCAAAAUACCCAGGGAUUUGGGGAGUUUUUGUGAGAUUUUCAGGAGAGUUUAAAGGAUAUAUAUUUUUGGCAAGAUUUUAAAUUUUGCAAAGGCCCGUUUACACUUGUAAAUUUUGCUGCGAUUUCCACUGCGAUGACGCAUGUGAACGAGUAGAUAAUAAUAAUAAUAAUAUAAUAUAAUGAAUUUGUCACUUUAUACACGAUACAAACUAAUUAAUUAAAGACAAAUAAAGACAGAUACAAAUCGUGACAGGGGAAAGGAACAGGACUCUCGUCCCAAUUGACACCUAACCCCUAAAAAGACGUUAAAUAUAAAUAAAGAUAAAGAACAGGGGCCGGUUGUAUAAAACUCUUAAUUACUUUUUAAUCACUAUUUUGUAGUUAAAUAGUGAUUAACUCUCAAAUACGCGCUUCUUAUUGGAUGACGUUUCCACUAACUAUAGUUAACUUUAAUCACUUUUUUAUACAACCGGCCCCAGGUUAUAACACAUUAGUUAUAACAACUUAUACUAGCUAAGGUUUGAAUCGUGACUAUAAAAGUACUGAACGUUUACACACUGCGACUUACCCACUAUGGAGAUUACUAUUAUGAAUUAUUCAAAAUUAAUUUGGAAAUCACGAGUCAAUUUAUAACAUAUUUGUAAAUAUGAUGAAAAUGGCCGGAUGAUGGUUCAACAAAUCGCAAUGUGUAGACGCUGAUCACGCAGUGCCCGGAGGUACGUAAUGCGAUAACUUAGUAGAAUACAACUUAUGAAGAUGAGACUUGAAAAUACUUAAAGAAUUGGAGGAUUUGACAAGAGACGGUCGAGUGUUCCAUAGUUCAACCGUUCUAAUGAAAAAAGAAUUUCUAAAAUAGUCCUGCUUGUGUUUAAUUAUAAGAUUAUAGUUGUUUUUAUCAUAAUUUCUUGAUUGGUAUCCAGGUUCAAAAGUACAUAUAUAUUUGUUCACAUCAGUAGUAAUUGCUCCAGUUCUAGAUUUUAAAAGUAGGCAUAAGUCUGAGAUAUCUCUUCUGAACUCAAGAGGGAGAAUCUUGAUCUUCGCGAGUCUGUCGGCAUACGUUAGGUCCUGUGGAUAGUGAAGAAUAAACUUUGUUGCCCUCCGCUGGACAUUUUCGACUUAUGUAGAUGAGAUAGGAAUGUUCUGAGUAUAAUAUAUGUACCCUGGUCUGAACAUUCAUAACUGAUCAACUCAUUCACAUCGAUCAGAAGAAGAAAAUCGCCUCAGAAAUUGCAGCAAAUUAAAGAGUAAAUGAGAUUUUGAGAUUCUUAGGUAUGUUGUGGAAAUGUUUGUGACUUUAUAGGAAGUUUUGGGAUUCGAGAUUUUAUGGAUUUCAAACCUUCAUGGCAGGAUUUCCCGAAAUAUUUUUUUUUUGUUUUUGGGAAAAUGUACGAGGAUUUUUGGAGUCCUUCACCCCUCGAAUCGAGUUUGUUCUAGUAUUACACAUAUUGUCAUGUCUAAGCAGAAUUCAUACAUUUUUGUUGAAGAUACAGAGUCUGCAGCAACAAGAAAACGUUACCUCCAAGAACUACCUCAAAGAAAAACAACCAUUUGAAGAAUAUUCCGCUGACAUUUCACCCAAAGAUCACAAGAAAUCUCCGUCACUAUGGCAACAUGACGUUGCGACACAGACUGCCUCAAGUAGCAUCGCAAAAGAUGUGAGCUGUCGUCAUCAAUGUCGUCAUUUUGUCGAAGUGACGGUACCGGACACCAGUGACGAUUUUGUCGUGAACAUCACCAAGAGUCGUGACCCACCUCCUCCAUACUGUGAAACGGUUUAUACUUAAUGUGAAGUCAGGGAAAAUAUCAGAGUCCUUAUUAGAGAGGUCUGGCUAUCCUGUACACGGAUAAUUUUUAAGCCAGUUUCCAUUUGGUUGCGACAGUACCAUUGCAAGGUGGCGUGUGUAAAUAGUGUCAAUAUAUCUCUGAAAUCAGUAAAGACUAAUUUACGUACAGCACACAAAAGAUAAGAUAAAUCCAGAUUAUUUCAUGCAAUAGAGUGUGGUAUAUCUCUGUAAUCAGUAAAGACCAGGCGUGUGUUGGGAUGGAGGGUUGUGACAUGGUCUAAAUAAUUUGAAAUAUUAAAAUGUUGGUCAAAUUAAACAUAUUGAUAAAAUUUUUGCUGUAGGUCAAGUUAAACCUAUUAAUAGAAAACAUGUUGAAACGCUGAAAAUGUGUUCUUCACCCUCAGCAUAACUCCAACGUACCUAAAAUAGAUAAGCUUGGUUGGAAGGAACACGUAGUCUAUAUUUUUGUAUAUAAGCUUCAAAAGGAAUAUCAAUACUAUACGAUUAAUAUGGAGAUCGUUUGUUUCUAAAGAUACUUUAAAAAUUAUCUACAAUAAGCUAUUCCUACCUCAUUUUGAUAAUUGCGCUCUUGUUUGGAGGAACUGUUCUGAAACUUGAAAAUUAAAUAUACAGAAACUCCAAAACAGAGCAGCAAGAAUCAUCACAGGAGAUUACUAUAUGACAUCAGGUUAAAACAAGUAUUAGAAAAGUGUGGUUGAAAAACGUCAGAAGAAAGACGUGACAGUCAAAUAAGAAAAUAUAUGAGUAAUGUAAUGAAAGAUAAUUUUCCCGAAAUAAUAUGUAAUUUUUUGAAAAGUGUGAUAAUGAAAAUUAUAAUUUAAGAAGCAGGGGAAAAUUACUUAAAUUAGCCUAGUAGUAAUUUUUUAAUUUGUUACAUGGGAGCAAACAUCUGUAUGGAGUCAGCAAUUAAAUGAUGUAAUUUUUAAUCUUGUAUAUAAACCAAGUCAUACUUUGUAUACUUCAUUUGUAAAUAUUUUCACGGCCCUUUGAAAAACAAUGUAAUAUAUUGUUGAUAGGUUACGUGAUUAAAUAAACUUAAAGGCACAGUUCAGCCUUUUGAACGACGGUUUUUAAGGGCGCAUUUCAGCCCUUUUAAUUGAAAAAACUAGGAAAAUCAAUUAAGUAUAAUUCAAAAUCAGUAAACUCGAUGUUUUUACCAAUAAAAAUG